Messenger RNA from Quercus robur (English oak), 2171 nucleotides. RefSeq names its product serine/threonine-protein kinase ZRK3-like. The record is from RefSeq and is a predicted model, not a curated record. Gene Ontology annotation, biological process: cell surface receptor signaling pathway; protein phosphorylation. Lineage: Eukaryota; Viridiplantae; Streptophyta; Magnoliopsida; Fagales; Fagaceae. Bases 66 to 1661 code for a protein of 531 amino acids. Gene Ontology annotation, molecular function: protein serine/threonine kinase activity; ATP binding. The transcript is spliced from 2 exons. Gene Ontology annotation, cellular component: plasma membrane.
GAGUAUAACCCCAAUAAAUGGCCAUUGAGUCUCCCUAUACAGCUGUAUUCUAAAAGGCUAGCGAGAUGGCAAGGUUCUACAUUCAAGCUGUGCGGAGUUGGUUGAGAGAUCAUUUUUUUAAAAAAAGAAAGGAAAGAAAAGAAAGAGAGAGUGCAUUUGUUGAAAAUGGAAGCAAGUUAUUAGAGAAGCUGAUUGCCUCUUGCAAUGGCAGGUCUAUUCCCAUCCGCAACUUCUCUGCUCAACAGCUCCACCUAGCAACCAACAACUACUGUGAACCUCAUCUAGAAUAUUGGUACAAGGGCUCUCUUGAAGGACGAAUUGUUCUCGUUAAUCGACUUUCUGAUGCUAAAAUAUUGGCCUAUUUAACUAUCAAUGAUAUAGUGAUUUCUGCACAGAUGAGUGGUCACAGCAAUGUAUUAAAGCCCAUAGGGUGUUGUCUUGACACUCCAUGUCCCAUUUUAGUGUAUGAAUUCGCUGCCAAUGGUAUCCUUGCAGAUCGAAUUUAUGUCUCCCGUGUUACUGAACUACGACAUCAGCCUAUGGUGUGGGAGAGAAGGUUAAAGAUUGCAAGGCAGAUAGCUCAUGCUAUUUCCUAUCUCCAUACAGCCUUCGAAAGACCUGUCAUCCACAUGUAUAUACAUAUGCGCAGUAUAUUAUUAGAUGAACCUGAUGUUCCCAAAUUGUCCACCUUUCUUUUUUCUGUAUCAAUCCCUGAGGGUGAAACUGACGUGAAAGGUUAUCAAGGCUUUCGGAAAACAAGGUUCUGCGCCCCUGAGUUUAGAAGAUCAGGCAAGGUAACGGAGAAAACUGAUGUAUAUUACUUUGGUGAGCUUCUUCUAGAACUUUUAACUGGAGAGGAUUCUUCAAAUAUAACCCGAUUGAAAAUUGAUGAUGGUUCUAUCUUAGUACAAUACAUUCAUAACCGUGCUCAAGGUUUUUGCAUAAACGAGAUCGUGGAUCCUACAAUCUUGGCAGAUGGGGAAGGAGGUGCUAGUUUACAGCGACAGUUACAAGCUGUGUUGGACCUUGCCUUGAUAUGUACAGAGAAAGACCCACAUAGAAGGCCAACUAUGGUAGAUGUCACCAAACAACUCAGACGGAUUGAGAGAUUCACAGAGGUGGGUGAAGAGCUUUUGGGGAGUUUGCAGAAUUUAAAGCUUCAUCAGCGUUAUGAAAUGUUACUAUGGAAGAUUGCAAAUGAUAUCUUACUAACAGAAGCUCAAAAGAAGCAAAAAUGUGAGAUUGAAACUACUUGCUGUCCUUUGUGUGACAUUGAAAACGAAACAUGCCUACACUUAUUCAAAAACUGUUCUGUAGUAAAAGCAGCUUGGUUUAGUUCAAACUGGGGAUUUUGCAUUGAAUCUUUAAAUGUUAAUAACAGCUUUGAUCUCAUUAAGAAUAUAGUCGUUCCUCCAGCUCAUGUGUUACACGAGCAGGUCACCAAGGAGCAGUUUGUUCUUAUGGCAGCAAAAAUUAUGGAUUACAUUUGGAGGCUACGAAAUCGAGUGAUGUUCCAGAAUGAAAAAGUAAAUUUCCAAGCAAUUCCUUUUGAAAUUUCACGGAAGCUUGAAGAGCAUGCUUCUGCAUCAUUGAAGAGGAAUGCUUCUAAUGAUGAAAGCCAAGCAGUGAAAGAAGCCUGUGAAAAACCUCCGGAAGCUUAAUUGUGAUGCAAUAGAGGGAUGACAGGGCUUGUAUAGCAGUUUCAAUCUCUGAUUAGGAAGAAAAUAUAAAAGUUUGCAGGCAGAUUGAGAGGUUUCUUCCAUGAUUAGUUAUCUUCUCACUUAUUGAUCCAAGUUCCUUUCCAACUAUCAAAUGUUAGACUCCUAUCAAAAAAAAAAAAAAAAAAAAACUAUCAAAUGUUAGACAUGUAUUUACCAAAAGGAUUUGGUCUCAUGUUGUGCUGUUAUGAUUGGAAAAUAAUAUAGGCAUUUAGGGUGAUGUUGGCAUGAGGUCUUGCAAUGGGGCAUAAGAGAUUUGAAGAAUGUUUCAAGGUCUUGUCUUCCAUGGUUUGUUACAUCAUGAUACAUAGAUGUGCAAGAGUUCACAAUGGCAACGUUGAAUUUGAAGAGGCAAUAUUGCAAUGUUUGAAACUAAACAGUGGGUCUCAUAUUGAGUACGGUAAGGCAGUUAAAAACUCAGUUUUAAAUAGUUGGUUCUAUUUUAGUUUGUCU